AUGACACUGACUACACCAAACACUUCAGAUGCGACAUUCGCUAAUACAACAAUGUAUCUUAACUCGGUUUGUCCUGGCUAUACACAACUAGAGGAUAAUGAGUACCACAGUCUACCGAAUGACAUGCCUAGGUCAACUGCGGAAAUUGCGUGGCCCGUGACAAAUGGGAAACUGAUUAAUGCUAAAUUGAAGUUGGAGAGCGACUACUUAAACAUUGCUCGUCCACCAUUGGGUCCGUUCGAAUCGACUACAUAUGUUUCGCUACCUCUUCACCUAGUGAAUGCAUUUAAAGAGAAGGUGCAACAAAGUGACAAGCGGCUGGAGGGCAAUAUGCACAUUGGUGCCAAUGUCAACCCAUUAACGCAAGAUCCAUUUCGAAAUCCCAAUAUGAACCCCGGUGCAUUAACGACAAUUGUGGAAACAAGAACCCGAUUUCAGUCCAAAAAUCCAUUCAAUAAGUUGACUACAAACUUGAACAAGCUAUUCACCAAGGAUGAAUUUUACGACAAUGUCGAAGCCUCCGAUGUCAGUAUUUUGAGCUAUAACGACGAUUUCGCUUCAUGUGGGAGACUUUUGGUAUCAACAAAUGUUAACGUGCUUAAUGUAUUGGGGUUAUCGGAAUCGUCACAGUUUGAACACACAAAGGUUAGGGAGAAUGAAUCAAAAAUUGAGCAGCCUUUGCUACGACUCCAGUUGAGUAGUAAGUGCGUGAUAACGUCUUUAACUGCGUUUGUGUUUCACGAAGAGCCGAUAAUAAUUUUGGGGUGUAAUCAGGGUAAAGUGGUCAUUGUUAAGCCAAGGAGUAUGAAGAUGAAACAGAUUGAUUUGAAUUUGAAUUCGCCUGAAUCAAUCAAUCUUGUAAAUGUGUCAACGGUGCAUGCUAUAAGGCAUCCGCUUUAUGAGUACCUUAUCGUUACUGGAACUUCUAAUGGUGAAGUGUUUAUUCUCAAUCCACUUGGAAGAAAUGAAAUGCGAAAUUACAAAAAGGAGGUGGUCGGCACUGAUUCGUACGUAACGUAUUUCCGCAAGUUUGACCUAAGCUUAUUUGGCGAACCUAGUGAUGAUCAAUUGAUUGGUCACUUCAAGUUGUGUCAUAAAUCGAUUACGGCGAUUUCGUCAACAUUGUCUGUGGAAAAUGCAUUACGAAAUGACUUGCAACCGUUGUUGUUGGCAGUGGCCUCUGAAGACGGGUUUGUCAAAUUUAUCGAUUUCAUGUUUACCUACCGUCUUGAUCAAGAGGAAGUUAGUAGCAGCUUAGUGACUGAUAUUGUGUCCAAUUAUUUCAACACGGGUAUCUCCGACAUCAAGUUUAGUCCUGACUUUAAGUUUUUCUCGAUUGUGGGUAAAGGUGACUUGAUUGAAGUAUUUAAAAUGACAUAUUACAACAUCAAUGGGCUAUUGCGGAAACCCGAACGCCAAGGCAGAUCAAGAAGUGGAACGGUGAAUAGUCACAAUUCACUUUACACUUCGAUGACAGCUACACAAAGCUUGCAUGAUCACGGUCAAGAGAAGCUGUACCCUCCAAUGGUCAAGUCAAUUGAGAUCGUUUGUCGGUUUAAAGGACAUACAAACUCUGUAAGAGCUAUCCAGUUUUUCAACGACAACAACAGCAGCAGCAGCAGCAAUGACUCCCUACUGGUGUACAAAUUAGUCAGUUGCGGUAAUGAUGGAAAGAUAUUUGUGUGGGAGUUUGACUACAAAGCAGUUCCCAAGGUGAAAAAGCCCCAAGCUGUUGUGUCUCAAUCCAAGCCACGUGAAAGUAGAAGGUCGAUUCAUGAGAAGAAAAACAGUAUUCAUAUAGUCACACACAGCCCUAGUCCUGGUCCUAUACAUUCCAGGUCGGCGCACCGGAGAAACUUGUCGACGUCGGAUCCAAUUUUGAACACGCCUUCAUUUACCAACUUGUUGUCUACUAAAAGCCUAAACUUGACGAGUGUGUUGCUGGAUGACCCCUCGCCAAAGCCCAAACAACCUGAAACGAUUAUCUCCCUUUACAAGCAAUUACUUGACAUUAGAGUUAAAAAGAGUCCGCAGAAAAAGUUUAUUCAGAGUAGUACUAUUAUUUCACCGAUUGUCAAUGACAAGUACUUGCCAUCGAUAUCGAUCCCGCUAGUGACGAUCGACUUGACUAGUAUAGUGCCCGAUGGUAAGAUUGACAAUGUCGUUAUUGAAAAGCAAGCAGUCUGGUGUUUUUGUAAGAAUGGCGAUAUAUUCAAGUACGCAAUAUAUAGAGAAUGA
Molecule: messenger RNA, 2238 nt
Organism: Lodderomyces margitis
Lineage: Eukaryota; Fungi; Ascomycota; Pichiomycetes; Serinales; Debaryomycetaceae
Exons: 1
Coding region: 1-2238 (745 amino acids)
Biological process (GO): carbon catabolite repression of transcription
Cellular component (GO): nucleus; cell division site; cell tip
Molecular function (GO): protein binding
Source: RefSeq, a predicted model, not a curated record